Schistocerca nitens (vagrant locust) is the source of this 1746-nucleotide messenger RNA. RefSeq lists its product as uncharacterized. The coding region runs from base 32 to 1576 and encodes 514 amino acids. NCBI's taxonomy places the organism in Eukaryota, Metazoa, Arthropoda, Insecta, Orthoptera, Acrididae. The transcript has a single exon. The record is from RefSeq and is a predicted model, not a curated record.
GGACGACACCGCCUUCCGUGCUCCGCUGCACAUGGAGCCCUUCAACCCGUCGCCACCUCCGGCGCCGCAACGCCCACCCGUCGUCACAACCAGCUCCGACGACGACAAAGGUCCGAUACACACGAUACCUGCCCCAAAUCUGAGCCUCGACAAGCCGCACAGGCUGCCGGCGGCUACCGUCUACGGUAAAGCGCCGGAGCACAGCUUACCACCAUUGAAGCCGACUUUCCCUUCAGUGUUCCACAGCGGGUUGCAUCUUCCGACGUCACACUCCCACUUCGGAGCGACUACUGUCAGUGUCCAGCCCAGUCACGGCUACGAAGUCCACGAGCCUACAAACGAUCAGGCGGGAUACAAUGUGGAAGGCUUGCCCACGUACUUUGCUCCGGAUCCCGACCCGAGCCUGCCGAGUCCCAAAGUUCCGGCGGCUCUCGAGCCGCACAAUGUUCCGACGAAUAACGUUCCUCUGCCGGAGCUUUUAGGUACUGCCUAUAACAAUCACGAACCGGAUGCACAGAAUGCUCUAACAUCGCAAGACUUAUUCCAGCUGCUCAAUGGAAUCGCACCACAGGGACAGCAGCAGCCAUUGGUCGACAGCUACGGUGUGCCCAUCGGUCAGCAACCGCAACUCGUUUACCAAACAGCUUUGCCUCAGCAACAGGGGGUGGAUGCACUGUCUAGUUUCCAUACCACUCCCGAUAACGGCCUUCUCCUUCAGGGCGAUUUACAGUCACCUUUCCAUACCUUCAACUAUCCACAUCAGUUUCACACGGUGGAUUCUAACGCAGACCAUUUCGCAAACUCUCAGUCGUACUACAGUGAGCAAGAAGCUUCAGAUAGUAUCCCCAGGGUGACAGUGCUUCGCAAGACACCUGAGUCACAUGGAAAGCCCUUAGAUGAGCACUCUUCAAACGGGGAUCAAGACGACUCGCUAUCAGAGCAAGAAAGCGCGGAGACGAGUUACUACAGUGGAAAAGUGGAGUCAGUUCCUGCUAGGACAGACGACUCGGAGACAAGGACUGGCAAUGGAACUCCCUCCUUCUACUCGCAAAUCGGUAGCGGCGGAAGCGGUGUAGUAUCCACCUCCUUUUACACAACACUGCCGAGCAAAGAGGUAGCCGACAGUUUGGCUAGUCUUCAAGCUGCAGGCAGCUUAAAUACCAACACCGUCAACAACAAAAAGAGCACCCCGGCACCUAACAGGAACAGCAUCCACACCACUGAUCAGGUAGUCCACGUUGGGGACAAGGUUCCUGAAGGUCAGGAGACGAAGGACGCAAGCUCUUCCGCUGACAACGAAACCAAAGCUGAAAACUCUCAGGAUUAUGAAGAGCAUGUCGAGUAUGUGGAAUAUGAGGACGACCCUCCCACAACCGAUAACAAGGACGAAAAUGAUGAUUCAUAUAGCAAUCAUCACACACAGGAUACUUCUGGUCAUCUUCAUAGCAACAAACAACAGUAUUCUGAUUAUUAUCAGCCCAGCUAUGACAACAGUCCUGAAGAAAAUGAAGAUGCCGCGGAACCUUCAUUGGAAUUCGGCGCCAGGAUACGACCGAAACGGAGUUCGAUGAUUUGAUGUCCGUACUGAAAUGAAACACGUUUGCGCAGAUGAAACCAACAAAUCCACGUUCGCUGCCAGCAGAGUGUUCACAGGACGUCAGAAAUAUGGGACUCGUUUCGAAAUAUGGACUCUUGACAGCCUCUAUUUAAAAGACUGUUCAAUCCAAGUUUAUUUAUUUUAAAAGA